Messenger RNA from Branchiostoma floridae (Florida lancelet), 678 nucleotides. Its product is annotated as calcium-binding protein P-like. The record is from RefSeq and is a predicted model, not a curated record. Bases 1 to 678 code for a protein of 225 amino acids. The transcript has a single exon. NCBI's taxonomy places the organism in Eukaryota, Metazoa, Chordata, Leptocardii, Amphioxiformes, Branchiostomatidae.
AUGGCAGAUGGGACAGAAAGGCAACCACUGCCUGGUUCUGAAGGCCAGAUUCCCCCUCCUGACCUUGAGAUGGAAGCACAAGAACUGCAGCCUGGACAGGUGGGGGAGGGGGGCAGGCAGCCUGUGGUGCAUGGCGAUCAUCACUAUGAACAGAUGGGCCAACUGUCUCUCCAGACUCCAGGACAAGGUAACCAGGUCCCACAGCAGACACCACCUGUACAGCAUGGACAACUGGUGCCCCGGGUUCCCGUACAAGGCUACCCAUUCCCACAGCAGGCACCAUCUUUGCAGCAUGGCGACCACCACUAUAGACAGACAGGAGUACUGCAGACACCACAGUUCCCUCAGCAGGCUGCACCACUGCAGCUGUACCAUCCCAGUCAGCAAGGCUACAGUGCUCCAACAGCCAUGAUACAUCGCUACCGGGGCUUCCCCAUGGCUCCCCAACCAGCUGGGCAGGUGCACUACAAUGUCCCACCUCCAGGCCCAGAGGCUGCAAACAUUGGUGGGCCACCAGCUCUGCAGAUGGGUGUAGGUGUAGGCCAAGUAGGGGGUGUUUUUGGUGGAGCAACCAUCAGGAUCCAGGAUCAAGCCAUCGCAAAAGGAGGCCUCGCCGGAGCCCUUGUUGGUGCAGCUGCUGCUGCAGGUGCAUUUGCAGCUGGCAAGGUUUGUUUGUAG